UAUACAUAGUAUAUAGCUUACGGCCGCCAUAUUGCAGUUUAAAUGAAUAAAUUGUAAAAGAAAAGAUUCGAAUAUUCUGUUUAACGAAUAUAGAAAAGACAUCAAUUCCGUAAUCCAAUAAAAAUAUCAAUAAUAAUGGAUUCCUUGGUUGGUUACGGAAGCGACGAUGAGGUUGAGUCUGAUCGCUACAGUCGUCAACCAUCGACUCAUAUUUUAGGUGAGCAACAGCGGACGUCGAAAGGAAGAUGAUGUGAACUAUGACGAGGUCAACAUGGACUUGAGCGAGGUGGGUUCCCAAGGCGGAGAGUCGGAGCCCGAGCUGCCGCAAGCAGAGCCGCAGACAUCCAGAAAAUCUUCGCGAGAAGAUAGGCGAGGUUCCAAUGACAGUCGUGAUCGCGAACGUGACCGCGAGCGCUCCCCGGACAGACGCGAGCGGCGCCGCGACCGCGAGCGGUACGAGCGCGAGCGACGCUCGCCUCGGAGGGACGACAGGCACUACAAGGACCGAGCGGAGCGGUGUCGCGGACCGGAGAGUUCGCGACGCGGUGCCGACCGGCCGGAACCUAAGAUGCCAGCACUCAUGGACCUGAAGCCCUACAACGGAGACGCUCCAUUCGACGCGCGGGACGCAGCCUCGCCCAGAUUUGUUGAUCGUGAUCGUCGCGACAGAGAACGCGACCGCGACCGGGACAAUAGACACAGCAGGCGGUCAGAGGAGAGGAGGGGUGGCCGGGAUCGCCUCUCGGAGCGCUCUAGAUCGCGUGGAGCCGCUUUUCCACCGCCGAGUUCUAUUAUAAAUGAACAGAGAGGCUCUCCAUCUGGAGACUACAGGCCAUCCUCUUAUAAAGUUAACAAGAAACUAGAAGUUAUGGAGAAAAUGGGUCUACAGAUCAAGACUCCGGACGGGUCUAUGGCGACGGCUCAGCAGUUGCGCGCUGCGGCGGGCGAUGCGCCGCACGGCCUGCCCACGUACUGCAACACCGGAGCCAUCAAUUCCAACAAGAUACUCGACCAGGUGCAAAAGCGCAAAUUGCUAUGGUCUAACAAAGAGAAGAAAGUUGCGGAGGCAGAGGCAGCCAAGUGGAGCGGCGCACGAUUUUCGCAGGAUUCUGAUGGCAAACAAGUCUCUAAGUUCAUGCGUCUUAUGGGCAUCAAGGAUCCUUCUGCAGUGGCAACAGAGACAGUUGACGCUACUGCUGACCCCAAUAAAAAGCAAGAAGAGCUUUUCCAGGCUAUGCAAGCACAGUACGAGGUUGCUCGCGCGACCACGCAUACCAUGCGAGGCGUUGGUCUUGGCUUCCAGCGGGGAAAUUUUUAAGAUUAACUGAAACACCAGAUGGUGUAAUUCAAAGACUAAUAUCAAGUUAAAACUUGCCAGCUACUAAGAUACAUGGUGAAUUAAACCAGUUUAGAGUAUUUUUUUAGUAGGUGUUUUAAAUUAGAGUCUAUCUUGCAAGAAGUGCAGUGGUGAUCUGUGAAAGUUUCAAUGCAAGAAAUGUUUUCGAUUUUAGUGUAUAGUGUUGAGGUUCAUCACUUGCAGGUCAGUUUGGGGAACUUUUAAUAAUAUGUGUGAAUUCUAGUUAUAUCUGAAAUAUUACAUCAGAUUACUGAACAGAAGAUUUAAUUAAAUCACUUUCUGCAGACAUACCUAGUAUAUGUUUUUUUUUUUCAAUAUCACGGGUACCGUCUUAGUUUAUUAAUAUUGUUAUGAUGGAAAACUGUUUAAAACUUUAAAUAAAGCUACAUAAUUAUUUUUUUAUACUAAUUAUUAUUAUCAGUAUAGGAUUGAACCAAUGUGUUCUGUCAACUUUCCUUAUAUAUUUGUUUCAUUUCAUCAACAACAUUAUUUUUUUAUUCAUUAUAUCUAUUUUUCAAUAGUUUAAGUAAACUUUGGUCAGACUGUGCACUAAUGUGGCCUUCACACCAUCCAGUCAUGAUCACCAUCGGCUGAAUGUUAAAAUUGUAAAUUCUCAUAAAGGAUGAUGUGCAUUUUCUCCAGUAUAUGGUGAUAAUAGUGAAACUAGUAAGAUCUGGAUUAGUAUACUAACGCAAAAAAAUGCCAGACAAAAUACUAUUCCAAAGAUUUUUAAUUUAAAUAAAAAAAUAACGGAUGUAAAAACAUCCAAUCAUUUUUUAUGUAUAAUUGUACUAGUUUUUUAUGCAAAGUAGUAGUAGCUUUUUGCAUAUAAUUAAUGCAUAUGACUAAAUAAUAGUUAUAAAGUGAACACAUUAUUACUAUUUAUAUUAGGUAGCAACGUCUAAUUUAAAUGGUUUGAUGUAUUUUACGACAUUAUUGAGAGCGUCAAUAUUUUCGUUGUAAUUUUUACAUAAACAUGCAUUAAUAUAUUAGACCUUAAUGAAAAUUCAAGUCUUUUUAAAAAGCUCUCUAUGCAAGCUAAAACUUCCAAUGUAAAAUAUUUGUUGUAAGGAUGUGUUGUAUUUUAAUAUUCUUGAGAUAAAAUAUAUGUUGCAUCAUUCUGGAUAAUGUAUGUUAGUGAAAACGUAAUUAAAAAUGUCAAAGGCUUUGUGUGAUAUAAAUCAUAUUUCUAUGUGUUUGCAAAAGUAGUGAGCAAUGUUCUGUUAUUGUGUGCGUAAUAGCAUAAUAUUUUUAUAAGUUAUCUGUUUCGACUUAACUACUAGUAAUGAUCACUACUUUUACAAAUUGUAAAUAAAUAAAUAUAAUUGUAUAAUAAAUGUUAA
Nymphalis io (European peacock) is the source of this 2700-nucleotide messenger RNA. RefSeq names its product arginine/serine-rich coiled-coil protein 2. The record is from RefSeq and is a predicted model, not a curated record. The transcript has 12 exons. NCBI's taxonomy places the organism in Eukaryota, Metazoa, Arthropoda, Insecta, Lepidoptera, Nymphalidae. Bases 272 to 1318 code for a protein of 348 amino acids.